GCUUUUCCACUCUCAACUCAUGACAAAUAUCUUCUCAAAACCGCUUAGAAAACUUAGUAAACAGACCAUUGAGUGACGAACAUAAGGAGUAUGUCGGUUGUGGUCUCUGGUAGUUCUUUCUUAUUUUGGUCAAAGACUUCUCAAGUACAUGGCCAUCUGAAUUUCAACAAACCCAUGCCAAGAUGGAGGAAGAACUUGGCUGUAAUAAGAUGUUGUAAUAGAGGAACAUGGGAUACACCAACAGCUCAAAAUAAUUACUAUGAGUUGCUUGGAGUUUCUGUUGAUUCAAAUGCCCAUGAAAUCAAAGAAGCUUACCGGAAGCUGCAAAAGAAGUAUCAUCCGGAUAUUUUUGGCCAAAAGGGUCAUGAGUAUACUCUAAUGCUAAAUAAGGCUUACGAAGUGCUGAUGACAGAAGAUCUAAGGAGAAAAUAUGAUGAAUCCAUAGGUCAGAUGAGGCUAAGAUUUGGGGAAAAUAACACCUCAUUGGGUUACAGCACUUGGAAAGGACCCUUAAGGCCUCAAGCCUUAUUUGUUGAUGAAAAUGCAUGUAUAGGAUGCAGAGAAUGCGUGCAUCAUGCAAGUCAUACAUUCACCAUGGAUGAAGCUCAUGGAUGUGCGAGGGUUAAAGUUCAAUAUGGAGACAACGACCAAAGUAUUGAGGUGUCAGUUGAGUCAUGCCCUGUGAAUUGCAUACAUUGGGUGGAGAGAGAAGAAUUGGCGGUGCUUGAGUUCCUGAUCCAGCCUCAGCCAAAGGAUGGGUAUGGUGUGUUUGGAGGAGGUUGGGAAAAGCCUGCAAAUGUGUUCACUGCAGCCAAGUCUUUCAACAAACAACUCAAGAGGAAGGCUGCAACUAGACCCAAUCAAAGUCCCGGAGGGACUGUUGAAGAAAGCCCUGCUCAAGCUGAAGCUCGAGCUCGUGCUGAUAUGAAGAUAAAGAUGGAGAGUUUCUUGAAAAUUUGGAAUUGGGUCAAACAAACCUUGGGCAUGAAUAUUAACUAGGGUAAAAUCUGGAUAAAUUUGUAGAAGAAAAUUGCAAAAAAAUAAGAAUAGAUUAGAGUGAUGCAGUUGAAGCAGAAAGUUUAUACAAAUUCGAACAUAGAAUGACGUGUCUUCUUGAGAUAAGGAAACAAGGUUAAGUGGAACUACUAAUGUAGCUCUUACAGUUACAACUGUUUUAAGUUUCAAAUCUAAAAUUAAUGAAUUCAUGGUUAGUGUGAUUUAGUUCUA
Messenger RNA from Cajanus cajan (pigeon pea), 1227 nucleotides. Its product is annotated as chaperone protein dnaJ C76, chloroplastic. Lineage: Eukaryota; Viridiplantae; Streptophyta; Magnoliopsida; Fabales; Fabaceae. The record is from RefSeq and is a predicted model, not a curated record.